Mesoplodon densirostris (Blainville's beaked whale) is the source of this 7836-nucleotide messenger RNA. It is a transcript of the gene ANKFY1, whose product is annotated as ankyrin repeat and FYVE domain containing 1. The record is from RefSeq and is a predicted model, not a curated record. Gene Ontology annotation, biological process: retrograde transport, endosome to Golgi; Golgi to lysosome transport. The transcript is spliced from 25 exons. Gene Ontology annotation, cellular component: endosome membrane. The coding region runs from base 50 to 3565 and encodes 1171 amino acids. Gene Ontology annotation, molecular function: small GTPase binding; metal ion binding. Lineage: Eukaryota; Metazoa; Chordata; Mammalia; Artiodactyla; Ziphiidae.
AAGUAGAGCGGCGCACUUCUCGCGAGGCUGAGGCAGGGCUGGGCCCGACAUGGCGGAAGAGGAGGUGGCCAAGUUGGAGAAGCACUUGAUGCUUCUCCGACAGGAGUAUGUCAAGCUGCAGAAGAAAUUGGCUGAGACAGAGAAGAGAUGCACCCUUUUGGCUGCGCAGGCAAACAAGGAAAGCAGCAAAGAGUCCUUCAUCAGCCGCCUGCUGACGAUUGUGGCCGACCUCUACGAGCAGGAACAGUAUAGUGAUCUGAAGAUAAAGGUUGGGGGCAGGCACAUCAAUGCUCACAAGUUUGUCCUGGCGGCCCGCAGUGACAGCUGGAGUCUGGCCAGUUUGUCUUCCACCGAGGAGCUGGACCUGUCAGAUGCUGACCCUGAGGUGACAGUGACAAUGCUUCGCUGGAUCUAUACGGACGAGUUGGAGUUCAGAGAAGACGACGUGUUCCUGACUGAGCUGAUGAAACUAGCUAAUCGGUUUCAGCUACAGCUCCUUAGGGAGAGAUGUGAGAAGGGAGUGAUGUCCCUGGUGAAUGUCAGGAACUGUAUCCGCUUCUAUCAGACUGCGGAGGAACUGAAUGCCAGCACGCUGAUGAACUACUGUGCAGAAAUUAUUGCAAGUCAUUGGGAUGACUUACGAAAGGAGGACUUCAGCAGCAUGAGUGCUCAGUUGUUAUACAAAAUGAUCAAGUCCAAGACUGAGUACCCAUUACAUAAAGCUAUCAAAGUGGAGAGAGAAGAUGUGGUCUUCCUUUAUCUAAUUGAAAUGGAUUCACAGCUCCCUGGGAAGCUGAAUGAGUUGGAUCAUAAUGGAGAUCUUGCUUUAGAUCUAGCCCUUUCACGACGACUAGAGAGUAUCGCCACCACUCUGGUUAGUCACAAAGCUGACGUGGACAUGGUGGACAAGAAUGGCUGGAGCUUGUUACAUAAAGGCAUCCAAAGAGGAGAUCUCUUUGCUGCCACUUUCCUCAUUAAGAACGGGGCCCUCGUCAAUGCUGCUACACUGGGUGCCCAGGAGACACCGUUGCACCUUGUAGCAUCAUACAGUUCAAAAAAACACUCAGCAGGUGUGAUGUCCGAGAUGGCACAGAUUGCAGAGGCCCUCCUUCAGGCUAGCGCCAACCCCAACAUGCAGGACAGCAAGGGCAGGUCUCCCUUACACUUGUCCAUCAUGGCCAGGAAUGAAUACGUGUUCAACCAGUUGCUGCAGUGUAAACAAUUAGAUUUAGAGCUGAAAGACCAUGAGGGCAGCACAGCUCUGUGGCUUGCCGUGCAGUACAUCACUGUGUCUUCCGACCAGUCCGUAAAUCCCUUUGAAGACCUCCCUGUGGUAAAUGGGACUUCAUUUGAUGAAAAUAGUUUUGCAGCCAGACUCAUUCAGCGUGGCAGCAACACCAAUGCACCUGAUACAAUAACAGGAACUUGCUUACUGCAGCGGGCAGCUGAAGCAGGGAACGAGGCAGCCGCUCUUUUCCUGGCAACCAGUGGUGCCCACGUCAACCACAGAAACAAGUGGGGAGAAACCCCGUUGCACACGGCCUGUCGGCAUGGCCUGGCCAACCUCACUGCAGAGCUUCUGCAGCAGGGAGCCAACCCAAACCUGCAGACGGAGGAGGCCCUGCCUUCACCAAAGCAGCCUGCAUCCUUGCCCAGCUCAGCGGACAGCAGCGUCUACCUGCAGACACCACUGCACAUGGCGAUUGCCUAUAAUCAUCCAGAUGUGGUGUCUGUCAUCCUGGAGCAAAAAGCUAAUGCUCUUCAUGCCACCAACAACCUGCAAAUUAUUCCAGACUUCAGCCUCAAGGAUUCCCGAGACCAAACUGUGCUGGGCCUGGCAUUAUGGACUGGCAUGCACACGAUCGCAGCCCAGCUGCUGGGCUCCGGGGCUUGCAUCAAUGACACCAUGUCAGACGGGCAGACCUUGCUGCACAUGGCCAUGCAGCGUCAGGACAGCAAGAGCGCGCUCUUUCUGCUGGAGCACCAGGCGGACAUAAACAUCAGCAGGACUCAGGAUGGGGAGACAGCUCUUCAGCUGGCCAUCAGAAAUCAGCUUCCCCUUGUCGUGGAUGCCAUAUGCACCCGAGGAGCUGACAUGUCUGUGCCAGAUGAGAAGGGGAACCCCCCACUGUGGCUUGCGCUGGCAAAUGAUCUGGAGGACAUCGCAUCCACUCUGGUCAGACAUGGCUGUGACUCCACGUGCUGGGGCCCAGGACCUAGUGGGUGCCUUCAGACACUGCUGCACAGAGCCAUUGAUGGAAACAACGAGUCUAUCGCCUGCUUUCUUAUUCGCAGUGGCUGCGAUGUGAAUAGUCCCAGACAACCUGGUGCUAAUGGAGAAGGAGAGGAAGAGGCCAGAGAUGGGCAGACCCCCUUGCAUUUGGCAGCCUCCUGGGGGCUGGAAGAGACGAUACAGUGUCUUCUGGAGUUUGGUGCCAAUGUAAAUGCACAGGAUGCAGAAGGAAGAACGCCUGUCCAUGUGGCCAUCAGCAACCAACACGGCGUCAUCAUUCAGCUGCUGAUUUCCCACCCUGACAUCCACCUGAAUGUCCGAGACAGGCAGGGCCUGACCCCCUUUGCCUGUGCCAUGACCUACAAGAACAACAAGGCGGCCGAGGCCAUCCUGAAACGAGAGUCCGGGGCUGCUGAGCAGGUGGAUAACAAGGGCCGGAAUUUUCUUCACGUGGCAGUUCAGAACUCUGAUAUCGAAAGUGUGCUGUUCCUGAUCAGUGUCCAGGCUAACGUGAAUUCCAGAGUCCAGGAUGCUUCCAAGUUGACCCCUUUGCACCUUUCUGUCCAAGCAGGCUCAGAGAUUAUUGUCCGCAAUUUGCUUCUUGCAGGAGCCAAAGUGAAUGAAUUAACCAAGCACCGCCAGACCGCCCUCCAUCUUGCUGCCCAGCAGGACCUGCCCACCAUUUGCUCAGUCCUCUUGGAGAAUGGAGUGGACUUUGCUGCUGUGGAUGAGAAUGGAAAUAAUGCUCUUCAUCUCGCUGUCAUGCAUGGCCGGCUCAACAACAUCCGGGUCCUCCUGACAGAGUGCACCGUGGAUGCUGAAGCCUUUAAUCUACGAGGCCAGUCGCCACUGCACAUUUUGGGACAAUAUGGCAAGGAGAACGCAGCAGCCAUCUUUGAUCUCUUCUUAGAGUGCAUGCCUGAGUAUCCUCUGGAUAAACCAGAUGCAGAAGGAAACACAGUGCUGCUCUUGGCAUACAUGAAAGGGAAUGCCAACUUGUGCCGUGCCAUCGUCCGCUCGGGUGCUCGCCUGGGGGUGAACAACAACCAAGGGGUCAACAUCUUCAACUACCAGGUUGCCACCAAGCAGCUGCUGUUUAGACUCUUAGAUAUGCUGUCCAAGGAGCCUCCGUGGUGUGACGGCUCCAAUUGCUAUGAGUGCACUGCCAAGUUUGGAGUCACAACUCGCAAACAUCACUGUCGUCACUGCGGACGUCUUCUUUGCCAUAAAUGCUCGACCAAGGAGAUUCCUAUUAUAAAGUUUGAUCUGAACAAGCCUGUGCGAGUUUGCAACAUUUGCUUUGAUGUACUGACUUUGGGUGGGGUCUCUUAGUGAGCCCCCGGGAAGGUCCAGGCUACAUCCUCGGUUGCCUCCCCAGCAGCUGCUCUGCUCACCAGCCUGACCCCCCCCAACCCCCCCACCCCCGAGAGCAGGAGCUGGCAGUUGUCUUCUUGCGGCAAUAGACUGGAACAAUUAAGGACCAUGGUGUGAUAGAUCCCACCUCAAAUGAUUCUGUAUGAUUGUCAGUUUAUCAGACUGUGAUCAAGGUCACUAGAUGUCUCACUAAUUGGACCAGGUCUUUUAGCCUAUAAGUGGUAAAUGUGAUAGGAAUUAGACCCCAUUCUGCUAGCAAUGUACAAGGAUGCUUCGAAAACCAUUUUCCCUUCCAGUAGCUUAGUGUCCAUCUCAGAGCAUUCAUGAAGUCUUCCUGACUGGGCGGACUUCCUAGGCAGAGCCUAACCGUAGGAAGCUGGCAUCUGGCUGCACGACAAGAGCUGGCUUUACUCUAGGGUAAGUGGCUGUGGACUUUUCUGCACAGUGUUUUCAUAAAGGUAAUAGGAUCCUCUUGCCCUGAAAUCUCUCUCUCUCUCUCUCUCUCUUUUUUUUUGGGAAAAGCUAAGCUGUAUUUUUAGUGAAUUACCCCUUUAAAAAAGGUGAAAUCUUUCUAAGCAGGGUUCAAAGAUGAGAGCUGAAAAAUUGUGGCCUUAACAACUGAAAGCUUUACCAGUAUUCAUGCUACUCGGGUGUCAGGAUUGCGGUGUGGCAGCUUGACACCUCCUAGCAGCCGUCUUGUUCUCUCAUCUUGCUGUGUCCUGUCUAUGGAGUCCUCAGUCACCUGCCACUAGGCAGUGGUGGAGAAAAUGCACUUUUAUUGUGCUGCACUUUUUAUAUAGCUGCAUUAUUGGUGAUUCCAAUUUAAAAAUCCAUAUUCAAAAGUACCCUCACAGGGCCUCCCUGGUGGCGCAGUGGUUAAGAGUCCGCCUGCCGAUGCAGGGGAUACGGGUUCGUGCCCCGGUCUGGGAGGAUCCCAUAUGCCGCGGAGCGGCUGAGCCCGUGAGCCAUGGCCGCUGGGCCUGCGCAUCCGGAGCCUGUGCUCCGCAACGGGAGAGGCCACAACAGUGAGAGGCCCACAUACCGCAAAAAGGAAAAAAAAAAAAAAAAAAAAAAAAAAAAAGUACCCUCACACAUCCGUGCAUCAGCGAUUCUCAUGAUCGGCUUUGACUGGACCUCAGCUCACACUAAGUCUUAAAGGGAAAACUCCUGCGGAGUGUCAUUUGGAGCAGGAGAGUGACAUGGGCCAAGUGAGGGGAAGGGGAAUCUCCAGCCUCAGGCUGGCAGGUCCCAUCCCCUUGACAUGAGUGCUUCUUGCUGAAACCUUUGCAGUUAUGUUGUGAGUGCUUCCGUCCCAGGUCCCUGGUCCCAGGUCCUUGCCCCAUAAAAGCCAGCAGCCAAAGGCCCUGGCCAAGCGUAUGUGACCCCAUCUUGGAAGGCUCGCUCGUGUGCUGAAUGAGGCCCCCAGAGCCUACCAGGCCUUAGUCGCUGCUAGUACAUGCAUUAAUCCUGAAGUGUUAAACUUCUUUUCUUUUGAAGGUUUGGCCAGUUUUUUUUUAAAUGCACAUUUAAAGAGAAAGUCUACCACUGCUUUAAAAACAAAACAAAACAAAACUCUGAGAUGAACAAUAUGUGUUGUACAGCUAUACUCAGAGAUUAACAAUCUCAAUCAUACAUACUGUUUUUUUCAGACAUUUAACCACUACAUUUUUUUGUAUUAAUGAAGUAUGGAUAUAUGUGUAAAAGGGACUAAAUAUUUUUUUGCAGCAGCCUGUUGUUUUGUUUGGAUAGUGGUAUGUCCUCCGUGUUGCUGUAGAUUUAUACAUCCUACUGCCUAAAUAUGUGUGUAAAAUGAGCUGAUAAACAAGAGUGCUACUUUUUUUUUUUACAUUUCUGUGGAUUUAUAAGAUAUAUAUGCUUUCUAUAUUAAUAUGAGCUUGUGCACAAUGUUUCAAAGAAAAAAUUAAUUAGAAGAGUUCCCCUGUCCCCUAAAGUCUGUGACAUAUUUCAGAUAGAAUUUUUAUAGGAAAACAGCUAGUCUUGGCAAACACCUGACCACGUGAAGCAUGUGGUCAGUUUCCAUUUUCUGUUGCCUGAACAGGGCCUGAGGAAGUAGGCCUUAGUUAGGUGGCUUGAUUCUUUAAUUGGAAAGUAAGAUAAUUACGCUUCAGAUAUGAAUUGAGGUCAUCAGUACUUUUAUACCUGUUCUUUUAACGUUCAUGGUAGAGAGAGGAGGACGGGAAUUCAAUCAGGGAUGAGGUUGAUUGUCCUGCCCCUGCCCUACUAUAUCAAUUUCAAUAACACUCUAAUUUCACUUAAAAAUCUUAAAAUCAUGUUUGAAAUAGUUGAGUCAAGCUUCUUUUUCUUCACAGAGUCCAGGGAUAGCAAUGGUACUUAGCUGCCACAAGUUGGAGGAACAUUUUGUGAGUUCUGCAUUGGCUUCAGGUAGAUCUUGUAGAUCUAGAAAAAGCACCUUUCCACAGUCUUAGGCUCUCCCUGCCGUGCCGAUGCUUACGGGGCUGUGUCUCAGGUUCCCUGAGUGGUGGCUGACCUGGGGGGACUUGACAUGCUCCCAGUCCCCUUUGUGCUCUCCAAGCCGUCAAACUUGACUCUAGAACUGCCUGGUUGUUCUUGUUACAUUUUAGUCCAUAGCUUACAUACUAAUAGAAAAAACUCAAUUUUAUUCAUUCAGAAAGUUGCCAACUGUGAAUGAGUAGAGCAGGAAGAAUAAACUUUAUUGAAAUAUAAUUUGCUGAAUCAGUCAACAUUGUUACGCUAAAUUAGCUUUUUAACUGCCUCAUGCUCAUCACCAGAUUUAUGAUACAGUGUGUUCUUAACAGUCCUUUCUUUUUUUUUUUUAAAAGAUGAAGGUACAAACCAUGUGCUCUAUAUAUAAAUGGAAUGGCUAAAACUAACUUGCUAUGAUCCUCGAACACAGGAAUUUCCCACAAACUUAAGUGCCUACACUUAGGACUUCUUAAUUUUCAGUUAUCUUUUUAGUGGUCUCACUGAAUGAUGUAUUAGAAUAUGUGUUCCGUUUGGAGUUUGUUGCCUGUGCAUUGUCAACCCCAGUUACCAACUUAGUCGAGGCUGGAUUAGGUUGUUCAGUUCACCUGCCAUAUUCUCUCCAGGAGUGGGGUCCACAUGACCACUAGUCCUCUACCUCAGAGCCCUGAGUUAUGUGUGACCGCCCUGUUCAGCUCUCCUCUCUCCUCUCCCUGAAUGGGGUCCCUGCGUGGAACUCAGCGUGCUUGUGGGUUCCCACCACUCCCGGUUCACGUCUCCCACUUGUUGUAUUGAACGGUAUUGUGCUAAUCUUAUCUGUAGGCAUGAAGUGGAGGAAAAGCCUUGGGACGGGGGAGAACCUUGAUCUCCAUCUAGGUUUCUUUUUAAUCUGGAGAAAAAGCCCUAUUGAACUAUGUAAUGCUUAGAUCUGAAAGGCAAACUAACUCCCCAGGUGACAGCAUGAGCAAGUAAAUAUAACGCUUCCAUGACAGCCCCGCACGGAGCUUGCAGGUUGAGACUGAGAGAGAGCUCCUGAAACAAGCUUUCUUCCAGGACCUGGGACUGCUUCCCUCAGGACCAGGCCCAGCAGAACUGGGCACUGGGCUGCCAAGACCAGCCCCUCCUAAUCUGAAGCACCAAAGCUCCCCAGCCCCACUGGGGAGAGGAGGAAGCCAAGGACAAAUAACUUUCUAAAGGGUUUGGAAGCCACAUUCUCAUUUUGUGGAAGUAAUUUAGUGCAGAGCUGAUGAUUUGACUAAACACUUAUUAAAUUUCCAGAAGUUAUCAUAGAUGCCUUAAAGAUUUUCCUUGGAAGAUCAUUGCCUGUACGGUUACUCUUUUGUGUGGCAUAAAUAAUAUAUUAACCUGUUACAACCGACAACGUUGGUUUUCUGUAGCUAGGGAGUCUUGAGUUGGCAGCCUGCUCAGCUUAAUGACUUAAUGUCCUUUUUUGGCAGAUGUGUGGAGUUGGCUGUUACCAUGACAUACCUGUGUGCUAUACCCAGGGGGAGGGCUGGGCCGAAACUGCAGGCACACAUUUGGGUUGAUCACCUUGGCUUCCAAGCCAUUCCGGGUGGUGCUCGGUGUGGGGCGAGAGCAUCAUAUAGGACCAUGGCGCUUAGCGGCAUUGUUUCUUUGGAGUCCGUGUAAUGGAAUGUAUUUUUCAAAUAUUGAUAUUUGCAUUUUCUGUAACAUUUCCAUAUAAAUAAAAUGAGGUAAAAUUGUACAUUUAAAGUGGAAACCUUAAUAACACAUUUGUAGUUCCU